Ylistrum balloti is the source of this 6373-nucleotide messenger RNA. Its product is annotated as protein-L-isoaspartate O-methyltransferase domain-containing protein 1-like. Lineage: Eukaryota; Metazoa; Mollusca; Bivalvia; Pectinida; Pectinidae. Gene Ontology annotation, molecular function: protein-L-isoaspartate (D-aspartate) O-methyltransferase activity. Gene Ontology annotation, biological process: protein modification process. Bases 90 to 1907 code for a protein of 605 amino acids. The transcript has 5 exons. Gene Ontology annotation, cellular component: cytoplasm. The record is from RefSeq and is a predicted model, not a curated record.
CACUACGUAUCUCCGAACUUUUGCACGGAUUCUUUGCUUUUGGAUAUAUCUGAACUGCAACUUUGUGAAAUUGACAUCCAACAACAGUGAUGGGUGGAGCGGUGAGUACAGGGGAAGACAAUGAUGAGCUAGUGGAUAACUUGGUGGGUGCUGAAUACAUAAAAACUUCCAUGGUAGAGAAAGUAUUCCGGGCUGUGGACCGGGCCAACUAUUAUCUGCCUGACCAGCGAGGAAAUGCCUACAAGGAUCUGGCAUGGAAACAUGGACACCUCCACCUGUCUGCUCCAUGUAUUUACUCCGAGGUGAUGGAGUCCCUUCUUCUAGAACCUGGGAAAUCUUUCCUCAAUUUGGGAAGUGGUACAGGUUAUCUAAGCACAAUGGUGGGACUUAUACUUGGUCCCUAUGGAAUUAACCAUGGCGUGGAAUACCACACAGAUGUGAUCGAAUAUGCACAGAAGAGACUGGAAGAGUUCAAACUAAAGUGCAAGACUUUUGAUGAUUUUGAGUUUUGUGAGCCCAGGUUUGUCCAAGGGAACUGCCUCCAGAUUCCUUCCAGUUGUCGUCUGUAUGACCGGGUAUAUUGUGGUGCCUCUUGUCCUCCUGAACACGAGAACUACAUGAAGAAUCUGUUGGCUGUAGGGGGAAUACUUGUAAUGCCAAUUAAUGAUCAGCUUUUGCAGAUUCGUCGUACCGGGGAGACAGCGUGGGAGAACAAGGGUGUUAUGACUGUAUCAUUUGCAGCACUGAUUUUUCCUCUGAAGGAGGAGUUGGAGGAUACUGUAGAGCUGCCGGAGGCAAACAUUCCAAUCCUACAGGGUAUUUGCCGGGAUGGCAUCCGGAGAGUACUUCGUACCAAUAUAUACAAAGAACAUCCAUCUUUAAAUGCAAUCCGAAAGCGACCUGCCAAAAAAGAGAAGGUGAAACGCCAGAGAAGGAAGCACAUUAACAUGGUGCCGAUGAGUAUGGGAAUGAUGAUUCUGGGCCAGUUUGAUGGGAGCGAUGAGAGUGAUGAUGACAGUAUUGGUAAUCAUCAGAGUCGACCAUGUAGGGACGAGGAGAAUAUCUCUGGGUCAGACAAAGAACAAGAGGGGUCAGAUGAGGAGGGAAGGCAUCGCCAAAGGUGUGCUCAUCAAGGAAUGGAGGAGGAUAUAGAGGAAAGCAUAGAAGAGGAGGAAGAGGAGGAAGAGGAGGAUGAGGAUGAGGAAGAAGAGGAAUUUGAAACCACCGGUAGGAGGAGAGCUACAGCACGACAGACAUUACAUGAACUCGCUACAAGGCUAAAUGAAGUCAGGACGCGUUUAAAUGUCCAGAGACAACUGGACCAAAUGUCGAGGCGACAACCCAAUGAGGAAGAGGAGGAAGAUACAAGACAUGAAGAAAAGGGUGAAGUGAAAGGGGAGAAAGAGACUGAGUGUGAAAAUGAUAAUGAUGAAGGACAUUUGGAGGAUAGUGAGGAAAAUGAGGAGGAAGCAUUACAAGAUAAGAUUGAUGAACAGGGUUCUCUUGAGGACUUGGAGAAAGAAGAUAUGGAGCUAGAUUUUACAGACAUGCUUCCUCUUCCUCCUUUUCCAUGUUCUAGUGGCAGUCCCCCGCACAAGCAACGCUACUCCUCCAGUACAAGUGUGGACACCUCUGAAACAUCUGGCAUUGGCUCUCUCUCAGAGGCAUCAGCCAUUGGCUCUCUGGGAGAGGACACAAUUCUAAUGCAGGCUAUGAGCUCGUCCUCUUCUCAAGGUAGCAGAGCAGAUGGCAGUCCGGAGGAGUCUUUCAUGGACAGUAUAAAACAACCCACAAAAUGUAUAGAUACAGUUCCUAAGGAGUGUGUUAAAACUUACAUGAAGGAGAAAAUCAACUUACUGCCCCUCCCUGAGGCCCUGAAGGCCUUUCUCAUGUACUACAGAGACUAAUGUUUGACUGGAGUGGCCUCCCUUGCUCCCUAGUCAAAGUCAUGUAGAUAAUACAUACAUUUCUGAUAAUACAGUUUAAGCUUGACACUGAAAUCUUCAUGCAGUGUUGUAAGUUUUACUGCAAAUAUUCAGACUCCAAAACAAUGACAGAAAAGACAGAAAAAGUGUUUUGUUUAGAACAGAACUUGUUGAUAAAGCAUUUACAUGUACAGAGAUUGUUGGGACAAUUAUACAUAUAUACACAAUACAGCCACAGGUACUGAUCUCAGUUCACCUGUAGGUUGGCUAUUGUAUGUGAACAUCCCAGGAGAAAUAAUGGUGACUUCUGUGUGUAUCAACAGUAGUACUUGUGGUUACAGAAACCCCAUUCAAUUUCCUGUUGACAGUUUUUUUAAGAUUUGUAUUUAUUUGAAGACUGGUGCCAUGAUCAUGUGAUAUGAAUUAACCUAUAGAUUUGCCGAUUAAGUAACAUUUGCAUUAGUUUACCUGGUCUGAAAAACCAGUGAGCUUUUAAAAUGGCACUGCAGCCAUCAACUUUACAGCCAUCCAGCAACUUAUUUUUAAAAAAAAUUGCUUUCAUUCAUAAACGACUGUGUGGAUUUUGACCAAAUUUGGUCAAAAGCAUCCUUUAGGGAGCAAGUUAUGUAAAUGGUGGUUUACAGCCCCUGGCUCCUCAAAGGCAAAGAUGGGAAAUUUAGCAAGUUCUUUAAAAUCCUUCUUCUGCAGGAAUGCUUGAAGUCUGUACCAGUUUGAUGUGAAGCAUCCUUGGAUAAAGGGGGACCAAUUUUGUAAAAAAAAAUGGUGGGUCUUUGACCCCUGGGGCAGGAGAGGCAGGUCACAAUAUGGCAAUUACAGCAAAUUCAUUAAAAUCCUACUCCUCCUGGGUGAAGGGAAAUCAAUUUUGCAUAAUGGUGGAUUUCCAUCCCCUGGGGCAGGGCCCAUGAGGGAACUUCUUUUAUGGAAAUGCCUUGAUUCUGUCUGCAUUGGUGAGAAACAUACCCUGGUUGAAAGUAACCCUAUUUUGUAUAAACCAGAAUCAGACCCCCACCCUAGGGACAAGAUUUCUGAAAAUUCUUCCUCUGUUCAAUCAUAUUGUCGACAUUUGGUCUGAAGCAUUCUUGGAUGAAAGAGACUCAGUUUUGUAUGUUCUAACUUGGACCAUAAGGCUGACUUUAUAACUGAAUUAGCCAGGUGAGCAGUACGAGCCCCAUUGGCCUCUUGUUUGCUAUAUAGGAAGUUGUUCAUCUAUAGCAUAAACUGCAAAUUUUCCUUUUGAAGGAGAUGCUAGUUUGUCAAUAUAUGGUUGAAUUGCAAUUGAAAUAUCACAGCUUGGUGUGGUAGAUGUGGAACAUCAAUAAUUCAAGCUUCAACAUAGCCUGGACACACACGACUGUUGUCUCUAUCAUCACUGGUCACUAAUGUGACGUAGACAAUGACAUCAGGAUACUUAAUGAUGUACUUAGAUUUCAGAGAAGUUAGAGACAAGAUGUCAAUGUGUCCAUGGAUGUUGCACUAUAUUAGCAAGAUCCUACUGAAUUAAUUUGGAAUAUAUUACACAGAUAACAUUGAUUUAGUAGUAUUAUCUGUAUAUGUACCCAGUACACAGUUUCUUUGUGAUGUAUGUAAGCAAACAACAAAAGUUUUAGACUGUGAUAUUUUCCCAUUUGUUGAAAAAAAUGUAUAUUGAAUUAUUAAAGUAAUAUGUAUACAGCACUGAAGUAUAAUUUUUCAUGCAAUGUGUUAAUUUAAAUGUGCAUAUCCCAGAAAAGUUGUAUUUAAUUUCUUCAAGUAUCUGUUGUAUCUAUAUUGACAUGACUGGUUUUUCCCAAACAUUACCAUAUUUAUCCAGAAAUAGACCCAUACAAGGUGAUAAGCCCGCGGUGUAUCCAUUACAUUGUAAGUUAAAGUACCAGCAAAUGCUAUUUCAAAAUCUCUAAAAUAAGACAUGCACCCGGCUACUUCUGUCAUAGGUAUGUGUUUUGGCCCUGGUCUUAAUUGCAUACAUGUAUAUAGAAGAUGAAUUAGGUGUUUUCAUUGCUAAAUGUUAAAAAAACAUUGUUUGAUAAUUAUAACGAUGAUAAACCCAUUUGACAAAGGUUGAAUACUGAAGGGUUUUCCCUGGUCUUACCUACUCUGGUUAUGUGGAGAAGAUAGCUUUACAUGUAUAAGAUACAUGUUGAAAUGUUUCGUUGGUUUUAGUUUAAAAGUUGUGCAUUCAAGAUAUACAGUAAACCAUUAACAUCAAUGAUAGUGUGCAGUGUUCACCUAAAUCUCUGUAAUACUAUUCACCUGUUCUUGAUGAAAUUUCUUAUUUCAAAAUUUUGAAACUGACAUCAGAAUGCUUCUCCAUCUAUACAACAUUUUUUAUGAAUAUAAAUGUCAGUUUUACUGGCCUAGUCAUCUUCUUUGAUUUCUAUUGACUUCAGAUGAAAUGUUUUUGCAUUUCUUUAUUAAUACUGCAUUUCUUUGUCUAUAUAUAUUCUUCUGAAUGUUUUCAUUUUCAAUGUAAUAAAAUUUCAUACCUAUGCAAAUAUAUGUAUCUGCAUAAGAUUUUCAAACAUGUAUACUAGAUUAUAUAACCCUUUAAUUGCUUUUGUCUCCAAUUAGCUUUGGUUUUAAUAGCAUUGUUCAUUUACAAACAUGCAUGUUUCAUUCAAUGUGAUGAAUGCUUCAUUUCUUGAAACCAUAAUUUUGCUUCUCCUCAUAUGAAUAAUUCUGUUAUAGAAAUGUGGCAUAAAAUCUUCAAUAUCUAUCAUUUUUAAGUGUGAAAGAUUCAUUUUGGUCGAGUUCAAUUAAAAUUGCAUUCUUUUAGCAUAAUGCAAUGGUGAACCAUAUGACACCUGUAAUUAUGGAUGAGAUACCUAAACACCUGGCCGGAAGGGAUUAUAGUGGCUUACAAUACAUGAGAGUAGAAUUAAAUAAAUACCAAUACUUUCCAGUGAUGGAAAAUCAUUUAAAAUCCAGUAUUGAUUAUCCACGAAAAAAAAAUUAUAAAGGGUUUUCAGUGUAAUUAAUCCAUUUUUCCAUUGAAUAUUUUCUGUGUAACUUAAACCUUAAAAAACCGACUUACCCAGAAUUUCCAAAAGAAUGAAUAUUAUUGGCAAGUGCUGUCUUUAUAUUUCAUAAUGAGAAUGUGGUUUCAACUAAAACAAAAUGAUAAAUUAUUGCAGGAAAAUUUACCAUUGACUGGGCAUACCAGAUGCAGUUAAAGGAUAAGAUAAGAUUGGUUUUAUGUCCAAUCACUAAUACUUUAGCUAGCUUUAAGUGAUUAUGAAAUUCAUAGGGUACAGUGUAUGUAUGUUUUAGAUUUGAAUUGUAGGAUCAACAUAUGUUCAUGCUAUUUAACGUGAAAGUUCUUGUUCGUGAGAAAAAAAGAAUCAUACUUUUGUAGAUUAUAUUGCAUGGCAAACCUAACAUACAGCUAUAAUCCUAUUUCUCCUUUGAAUAAAAGCUGUUUUUUGACACAAGUUAUCUUCGUUAAGAUUCCAUAGGAGGUGUGACUAGACAGGUUCAUUGUAAUCUGAAAUCUACAUCCCUGAUUUAGUUGUUCAUUCUGCCAUAUUUUUAUGCCCCCGCCAUAAAAUUGGGAGGGCAUAUAACAUUGCCCAUGUCUGUCCCGUUCUGCCGUGGUUCAGUUUAAUGUUAGCACCUAGCAAGUUCAUUUGCUGGACAGAUUUUGGUCAAACUUUGCACAAAGGUUAAUUAUGAGUAAACUUCAGACACCUUUUGUUGUGGGUGAUCAAGACCAACGUUACGCUUACUAUAUAUAGAAAAUCAUUGACCAAUUCAAUUUAAAGACUUAGCAACUCAUUACUUUAUGGAAUUUGGUUGAACUAGUAUACUUUGGACAUCGUACAUUGUUAUGUUUCAGAGAUACAAGGCCACAGCCUUGGUGGUGGAGGCAUUUAUGUCUUGCAGAUACUUUGUGGUUUUUUUAAGACCAUUAGUUGGCAAGAGAAGACUAUGUUGAUGUAAUUUUAUUUAAUGCUAGAUGUAUGUGUUCUCCACAUGGAAACGUCUACUGUGAACAGAAUCUGUUUCUGUCAUCAGAAACAUAUGCCUUAAAUGUUUACAAAAAUUACAUUUCAAAUGUCCAGCCCUAUUUUACAAAUGUUCUUUAACUUAAAAUUUUUGGAUAAAAAAACCCCCAGAAUUCUAGGUGUAAGAGAAUUCUCUCUUAUGUAUGCAUUAUUGUUGAAUCGGUUUAAGUUGAAGAAUAUUUGGAAAAUCGAGUCACAUUCUAGAAAUAUGAAUUUGACGUGUUAAUGUAAUUGGGAUAAAGCCAAAACUUGUCCAAGUGUAAAUAAGCUGAGAAAAUGAGAAUUCCUUUGUCGUUGGUUACCCUGUUCCCUUAUUCUUGUUGAUAUUUGGACUUUUUCAGCAUUGCCCUAAUGCAAUAAAUACGACUGUGUAAAGAUUGUUAAAUAUGUUGUACAGUGUAAACAUUAAACUUCUUGCAGUCAGAA